Messenger RNA from Paramecium octaurelia, 914 nucleotides. The record is from the annotation of a GenBank genome assembly. Lineage: Eukaryota; Ciliophora; Oligohymenophorea; Peniculida; Parameciidae.
CAAAUAUGAAAACACUCAAAGAGAGAAUGUUAAAGAUAGACAAAGUAUUAUGCAUACCUAUACCAAUAGAUAUGUCAAAAGCUUAAUAUCCCUGAAUAAAGUAAGGGUCUUUUCAAAAAGAGGAAAAACAAUUCUUGUAUAAUGAAGGAACAAGACAAGAACAUUAACAAUGUAAGCAUGAUUAGUUCAAAUGCAGGAUGUAUCAUUAGCAGGACUCAAUUGAAAAAGCAAUAAUCAAUCUAGAUGUUGUAAUGUGAUACAGUUAGAAGUUAAACAUUAUCCUUGAAAUAAUUAAAGAUGAUUCACGAAUAAGACUAGAUUCAAUCCAUGCAAUCCUAAAAGGAGGAAUUACAGAAUUAGAUUAACUAAUUAGUGUAAAUGAAAAAAUAAAUAUAAGAACAAGAGGAGAAAAAGAAAAAACAAUUUAUCAUUUAAGACACUUCACUAUUGCCGCAAAUGCUAAAAUUGCAAUAGGAGAAGUUGUCAAUUGAAAAUGAAAUCACUUAGAUUGAUUCUAAGAUUGAAUAAGUCAGAUAUAGCAACAUUAAUAAAAUACAAGUUCUACAAAAAAGAAAUUGGAAGGAGGAGAAAAAGGUAACUUUGAGUAAGAUUCAUAUUUAUAGUCAUUCGAAUAAAAAUGGUUGGACCUCGAAUAAAACGAAUCUAAAAACGAUGACAAAUUGUACAACCUCUUUAUCCACGACUCUCCACCCUAAGAAGAACAAGUGGAUUAAAAGACAAUAGAUACCUUAACCAAAGAAGUUGAAGAUCUAUUAUGUUUAAAAUUGCCUGAUGAAUAGGAUGAUUAAUAAUUGUAACAAAGUCAAAGAAGCAAAUUUAAUUAGAACUAUUAGUCUCCGUUAUAAAUUAUUGAGGAAGAACAAUCCGUCGAAUUGUCUUUUUAAAAAUUAUGA